Molecule: messenger RNA, 1784 nt
Organism: Euleptes europaea (tarantolino)
Lineage: Eukaryota; Metazoa; Chordata; Lepidosauria; Squamata; Sphaerodactylidae
Gene: ZCCHC7
Product: zinc finger CCHC-type containing 7
Exons: 8
Coding region: 11-1735 (574 amino acids)
Molecular function (GO): zinc ion binding; nucleic acid binding
Source: RefSeq, a predicted model, not a curated record
CUUUGCCACAAUGUUUGGAGGAUAUGAUGAUAUAGAAGCCUUUGAAGAUGACCUUUACCGUGAAGAGUCCUCCAGUGAAUCAAGUGUUGAUAGUGAAAUAGAAUUUCAUCUUUAUAGCCAAGUGCAUUAUGCCCAGGCUCUUGCAGAUGUCAGCGGACAAGAAGAAACCGAAGAAGCUGGACCUGUGGAGAGGCAGCUUCAGUGUUCAGGGAGUAAACAGCAUCAGAAAGAUAACUUCAUUGAAAUUUCAGAUAGUGACGUCAUUCGAAUUUCAGAUAGUCCUGAUAUCAUCAUCUUGUCGGAUACUCCUGAUGAAGAUAGCAUUUACAAGAGUAAAUUCCAGAAGCUAACAACCCCAGAGUCUCCAACACUAGAAAGAACAUACGAUCACACUGAUCCCAUCUCGGUCAAGCCAACUAAGAAGUCUUUUCAGACUCACUUGAAUUCAAAGGGACUGUCUACAGGCCCUGCAAGGAAAGAGAAAAGAGUUAAUCAGAAGUCUGUCUCUUUUUACCGUGAUGGAGUUCACACGAUCCAGAAGAUCCUGGUAAUAGAGGACAGCUCCAGUGAUGAGGAUGAAGAUGCGACAAGCACAGUCUCUGGAAGUGAUGAUGUGGAGAGCUGGAUGUUGUUGGGAGGUGCCAGAGAUAUCAAAGAUGAAAACAUCCUCUUAAACCUCGAGGGCUGUGGAAGUUCAGCCACUGAAGGAGAAGGCGGAACAGACUGGGCUAUCAGUGAUAAAGAUUUAGAGGCACAAAUUGGUAACUAUGUUACUGUGCGUCGUAACAACAGAUACUACAUGCUGGACAAAAAUAUCACUUGCAGAAAUUGUGAUAAAAGAGGUCACUUGUCAAAAAACUGUCCUACUCCAAAGAAAGUUCCACCGUGUUGCCUGUGUGCAGAAAGGGGGCACCUACAAAACAACUGCCCUGCACGGUUUUGUUUCAAUUGCUGUUUGCCUGGACACUGCUCAAGGGAGUGUCUCGAGAGAACUUUCUGGAGUAAACAUUGUAACCGUUGUGCAAUGAGAGGCCAUUACGCAGAUGCUUGCCCAGAAAUAUGGAGGCAGUAUCACCUAACAACCAGGCGAGGACCACUCAAGAAGGCCAGUUCUUUCUCUGUACAUGAUGUUCCAGUAUACUGUUACAACUGUUCACGGAGAGGCCAUUAUGGCUAUGAAUGCUCAGAGAAGCGGAUGUUUGGAGGGACGUUCCCUACUUUCCCCUUCGUCUAUUACUAUGAUAAUAAAUAUGAUAUCAAGAGGGGCUUUCAAAAAGCAAAGAAAAAAGUGCAAGAUCUUCAGGAAGCUGGCCUUCUUCCCAUGGCAUUGAAGAGACCACACAUGGAUGAUGACCAGAAGGUGCACACCCAUAAGAAAAAGGGGAAACUGUUGAAGGAACACAACAAAAGAGUGGAAAAGCGUCACAGAAAGCUCAAGAAGUCCCAGGCAGACAAACACAAAGGAAGGAAACACAAGAAAGACGUCCAAAACAACUGUAACAUAGAGGAGAACUUUCCCAGAGGAGGUCACUCGAAAGCUCUGAAGUGGCACAAAAAACCCAGUGCUUCUGCAAAUGGGGACAAACCAGAAAUUGCGAAGGCUUCCUCGGAGGCAGCAAGAAAACGUGGGGAAAAGAAAAAAAAGAACUACACAGUCAGUAGCCCCACCAGGGAUGAAAGUUUAUUUCUUAUAAAGCAGAGAAAGAAGAAAUCAAAACAGAAGCCUAGUAACUGAUAUGAUUGCAAGAAGGUAGCUUGGGGAGUGGGUGGGGCUUAGCUUCAGG